Molecule: messenger RNA, 457 nt
Organism: Schistosoma spindalis
Lineage: Eukaryota; Metazoa; Platyhelminthes; Trematoda; Strigeidida; Schistosomatidae
Source: the annotation of a GenBank genome assembly
CUCGAAAUGGCCUUGAUUCACAAACUUUAUAAGCAAAUACGGAUGGUGUCUAGCAGUGAAAUCCAGGUCGCGCGUUUCGUCCUAUCUGUUACUCGUCAGCUGGAAUGAAUCCCAAAGUUGAUUUUCACUCCGGGACUCGAGCCAAGCGCCGUUCGCUCCAAACUCCAUCGCGUUAUCCAGGAUGCUCAUAUGCCAACAAGACACUGAUCAAUUGCUGUCCUGAACAUCAAUGGGAAGGUUCAAGUAAACAAUACGAAUUCAGUUUAAAACUUCACCCCAUCGCACAUGCAAGUGGUUAUCAGGACUUAGUAGCUAAGUUGAUAAUGCGAUGUCGUUUCAAGAGAACUUUGCUAGGUUCGAGUCCUAGAGUGAACAUAAACUGUGAGAUGCAGGUACAUCCAUCUGACGAGUCCCGAAUUGGAUGAAACACGCUUAAAUGAUUAAGUCUAAAUAUGUU